UAACUAGAACUGUGUUUCAGCAUUGGGUGCGACAUGAUGAUGAGGAGUAUGUGACUGAAUGGGACUCAUUUGAUUGCAGUGACUUGUCUCUGGAACCGCACAGGAACGUUCGUUUACUCGUCAGAAACAUAGGUGGGAGACACAAUGCUGCUGAAUAAACUUUUGGACCUCGUCAAGCGUCAGCAGGCUACCAACUAUUCAGGAAUGCCAGUUCUGGAACUAGAGCAACAUAAGGACCAUGGGGACAACAAUGCCUUGCCUAAACUGCCAGUCCCACCACUGCAGCAGACCCUGGACAUGUACCUGAGGUGUAUGGAGCACCUGGUCCCAAAGGAAGGGUACAGGAGGACCAAAGCUCUCGUGGAGAAGUUUGGAGCACCGGGUGGGCUCGGGGAGUUUCUGCAGAGCAAGCUUCUGGAAAGGCAAGCCCAAACCGACAACUGGGUAUAUGACUACUGGCUUGAGGAUAUGUACUUGAAUAACAGGCUAGCCCUGCCUGUUAACUCCAGUCCUGUCCUGGUGUUCCCUAAACAGACCUUUGGCACCUCCAAUGAUGUGCUCAGGUUUGCUGCCCAGCUGAUAUCAGGAAUAUUGGAAUACAAGGCUCUUCUUGAUGAACAGGCUCUCCCAGUGGACUGCACCCAGGGCCAGCUGGCUGGUACACCACUGUGUAUGCAGCAGUACUACAGGCUGUUCUGCUCUUGCCGGCUGCCUGGCCUGGAGAGGGAUGUCCUGAUUGUCCAGCAGAGCAUCCUGCCACAGACACAGCACCUCAUUGUGGCCUGCAAAAACCAGUUCUUUGUGCUGGAUGUGGUGGUUAACAGCCAGAGACUCAGCGAGACAGAGCUCCUCACGCAGCUGGAGAAGAUUGUUAAAAGGGUGGAGAGCGAGGAGGAGCGGCUACCUCCCAUUGGCCUGGUCACCUCGGACAGCAGGGCAGAGUGGGCUUGGGUGCGCACCAUGCUCAUUAAAGAUGCCACCAACAGACACUCCCUGGAGGUGAUGGAGAGGAGCCUGUGUGUGGUGUGCCUGGAUGAGCCCUGUGGGGUGGAGCUCACAGAGACGGGCCGAGCCAUGCAAAUGCUCCAUGGCGGUGGCUGCUGUGCCAACGGGGGGAACCGCUGGUACGACAAGCCCAUGCAGUUUGUUAUAGGGAUGGAUGGUGUUUGCGGCGUGGUGUGUGAACACUCUCCAUUUGAAGGCAUUGUUGUUGUGCAAUGUGCUGAAUACCUCCUCAGAUACAUGAAAAGAAGUCCCUCUAAGCCUGUGAGUGCUGCCAGUGUCGGAGAGCUUCCUACCCCAUGGAGGCUCCACUGGAAGUGUUCCCCAGAAAUCCAGGGGGCCCUGGCUUCCUGUGCAGAAAGGCUUCAAAGGCUUGUCAGAAACCUGGACAUGAAUGUGUUCAAGUUCAGAGUUUACGGCAAGGAGUUCAUCAAAAAGCAGAAAAUGAGUCCUGAUGCAUACAUACAAGUCACUCUUCAGCUGGCUUAUUACAGAUGUCAUGGACAGCUGGUGUCUACCUACGAAAGUGCCUCCAUUCGACGUUUUCGAGAGGGGCGAGUGGACAACGUUCGCUCUGCCACUGCUGAGGCCCUGGCCUUUGUGAAAGCAAUGACAGACAGGAAGUCAUCUGUCUCCGAUUCUGAAAAAAUGAAGAGACUGUGGGAUGCAGUUAAUGUCCAGACCAAUUACACUUUACUUGCGAUUACGGGAAUGGCUAUAGACAACCACUUGCUUGGACUUCGACGGAUGGCACAGGAGCUAGGGAUGGAACAGCCUGAGGUCUUCACUGACGAUACCUAUAUAACCAGCAAUCAUUUCCUCCUAUCCACCAGUCAGGUCCCCACAAAUGAGGACAUAUUCUGCUGCUAUGGCCCUGUGGCCCCUGAUGGCUACGGCAUCUGUUACAACCCCCAGGUGGAUCACAUCCUCUUCUGCGUGUCCAGUUUCAGGGACAGUGAGGAGACCUGCUCGGCAGCACUUGCCAAGGCCCUGGAGGACAGCCUGCUGGAUAUGCAGGAUCUGUGCCUGAGGAGUAGCACUGUGGCCCAGCCACCAGAGCUCAGUCUCCAGUGAAAAAUGGCAGUCAGGCAUAGAGAGGGAGAACAAACUCUCCCCUCACCAUAUCUCUAUCCUUCAGAGGCACAGUGCAGGGAAAUAGGAUGAGCAUUUUUCAUGUAAUGUUCUUUUUGCCAUUACAUACAUUGAAUGCGCUACAGUAUUGGAUGUAGGGUAUUUUAUCUCUCUUUUUUGCAUAUUAAUUUUAAACAAUCUUUGCACUGAAUGUACUUAAAUGAACUGGACAGGCACUUACGAUGGUGAUAUCUCUGGUAUGGUCUCUAAUAGGAUGAAAGCAAAUAGCACUAACACUGGGACUGUAGAUAAAUGCUGUAUACUGCAAAUGUUAUGACAUUUUCUCUGCCCCCUGCAUUUUGCAUAUAUACACAACUGCAAGGGAAAAUAAUAU
Messenger RNA from Megalops cyprinoides (Indo-Pacific tarpon), 2467 nucleotides. RefSeq names its product choline O-acetyltransferase-like. Gene Ontology annotation, biological process: neuromuscular synaptic transmission; acetylcholine biosynthetic process. The transcript has 15 exons. The record is from RefSeq and is a predicted model, not a curated record. Gene Ontology annotation, molecular function: choline O-acetyltransferase activity. Gene Ontology annotation, cellular component: cytoplasm; neuron projection. The coding region runs from base 145 to 2076 and encodes 643 amino acids. NCBI's taxonomy places the organism in Eukaryota, Metazoa, Chordata, Actinopteri, Elopiformes, Megalopidae.